GACAUGUUAAACACUGUUUCUACAUGAAAUACCAGGUAGAGCUCAGUUAUUGUUUGUUAGCAGUGAUCAGUUGUAACAAUAUGAGGAACGUGACACUUUGUGAGUCGAAGUUAAACACGAAACAUUGAAGUUAAUUACAACUGGACCUUUGAGGACCAUCACGAUCCUCAUGUGGCCCUCAUUGAAAAUGAGUUUGACACCCCUGAUUUAGACCAUGACCUAGCUGAGUCAGCUCCUCCAAGAUAUAUCAUAUUUUUAUAGUAAAUUAAUAUUAUAAAUCCUAAAGCUGCCACAAAUAUAUUAUCCAACUGUUUAAUGGCAUAUUGAAAUAUGGAUAAAAUGAGAAAUCUGGAACAAAAAAUACUGAGUUUUUUUAUUAGAAUCUUUGGGAAAUAAAAUUGCAAUACUUUAUAUCACCUUGCUCACAGUAUCGUGAGCCCUGUGUCAUGAUAUGCAUCAUAUCAAAUUCUUUCUAAUACACUGCCCUUUUAAUGAGUGACAGGAGCUUGUGAGGAGCUCCAUAGUCUCCUCCGAGCUCCACCUGGAUGACGGCAUUAAAGAAAUUCAGGUGUCUCUCUGGAUGGUUCUGUUUCGAGGUUUUCUAGGCAGAUCCCACUAAGGCAGACCUAGAAAUUUGAAAAACAAUUUGAACUUCUAACCCCCUUGCCCUGACUUCAGUUUAGCAGGAAUAAACAGAUGGAUUGAUGAAUUUUAACACCAAAUUUCAUGACAGCUUGGUUGUUUGUUAUGAUGGACUUAACAAUUGGACAGAUGGAUCAACCAGCUGAACUACAUAUCAUCUCCUUCUGGGCUUCACUACUAGAAAACAGACUGACCCAGAGAUUUAAAAAAAAUUGUACAUUACUAUAAUGUCUGCAGAUUAACCUGCAAAAAACAGAACAAUCACUGAGCAAAAUAUGAUCCAGAGAUGGCCCACAGUAUGCCCACAAAAUGUACUUAAUUUUUAUUUCCAACAUCCAAAGCAGGAGAUUUUAACUCCCUCUCCUGCUGCUGUUGCUCUAAUCCAGUAACACUCCCUCUAGUGUGGCAGAUUUUGAGAUAAAGACACACUGAUCUCUGCUCCAGUCGCACACAGCAGCUCGCAGCGUUGGUUCUUUCUGACUCGGUGAGGAUGGAGUAGAUGACGGCGGAAAAUCUAAUCGGGCACAGACUGGUAUGGUCGUCACAUGCUGGCUGCGUUUAUCCCGUUUGGUUUAAAACUGGGAGCGUUCGACUGUAAACCCCAGAGGAAGUGUUUCACGUGUAUCAUCAUAAUGAGCGUAACGAUCUACAACAUCUCCUCCACCUCAGCCAGGGUGAGCUGGCCAGCCUCCCCCACCUGCCUGGACACCUUCUACAGCGUCAUGUACGACCCCAACUGGAACAGUUUGCUCAUGGGCUUCACUCGGAAAAGCUUCAAGCACGAGGAACGCAUCCCCGUCAGCCAGACCAGCACGCACCUGGCCAACCUCCUCCCGCAGACCGCCUACUUCCUGUGCGUGACGUGCCAGGCGGCCAAUCCGGUGCGGGACCAGUGCCAGGUGUUCAGCACUCAGAGCGAGAGCAGCGAGGGCCACGACAGGGCGAGCUGGGAGCUGGCCGUGGGCGUCUGGCUGACCUGCUGCCUCCUGCUCCUCGUCAUCGCCGGCGUCCUGCUGUGGGGGUGCCUCCGCAACACGUGCUCCGUCAUCCCCAGGCGAGCCGCCGACAGCUGCACGGUGGUGGCCAACUCCACCCGCCAGGACGCGUCCGAGUCGGGACACCUCUUCACGCCCCGGAGCAACAGCGAGGACAGCAUCAAACGCGCCACCAUCAUCCAGCCCUCGCUCAUGUCCACGCAGAUCUCCGGACACGUAAUUACCCAAGACCACGAGGAUGUUCGCUAAGCUGGCUGACAGCAAGCCAACUUUAAUCGACUGGAUUAAGGUCAUCACAGUAUUGUUUCGCCCUGGCUGAAUUGUCAUUGAGCCUUUUUUUACCCACUAAAUGAAAAUCAUAUUUGUCUUUAAAAUUACAUUUUAAUUUGAACCAUUUAAAUGUUUUGCACCAACAACUUAAAUAUAUAAGCUGUUUCACCAGUUCGUCUCUUAUAAAUAAGCAGCUCAGACAUUUACCUUUUUGUUUUUGUGAUUUAUCAAGUUUCUUUUUGCAUAAAUGCAUUGUCCCCAUUUAUUCUUUUGCACACCAUGUUUCCCAUAUUAAAGUUCUCCCCUUGUAUUAUAUAGAUAACUCAUACUAUGACGUGGUUAACAUUUGGCUUCAACAUGUGCUUGUGCACAGCUGGUCGGGUCACGGCUGAAGUCAAUUAAAAAAAAAGAAACAAAGAAAAAAAAAUCCUCUGCUCCUGGAAUCCAAGGGAAUAAAGUAGAAGUGAGGAUUUCUCUGGGAGGGAUGAUAAAAGAAAAAUGU
Messenger RNA from Austrofundulus limnaeus, 2409 nucleotides. It is a transcript of the gene fndc9, whose product is annotated as fibronectin type III domain containing 9. The record is from RefSeq and is a predicted model, not a curated record. Bases 1188 to 1886 code for a protein of 232 amino acids. Gene Ontology annotation, molecular function: protein binding. NCBI's taxonomy places the organism in Eukaryota, Metazoa, Chordata, Actinopteri, Cyprinodontiformes, Rivulidae. The transcript is spliced from 2 exons.